Messenger RNA from Aspergillus niger, 1368 nucleotides. RefSeq lists its product as uncharacterized. The coding region runs from base 1 to 1368 and encodes 455 amino acids. The record is from RefSeq and is a predicted model, not a curated record. Lineage: Eukaryota; Fungi; Ascomycota; Eurotiomycetes; Eurotiales; Aspergillaceae. The transcript has a single exon.
AUGUCUACCAGAAAACCUCGUCCCCAGGACAGCUCAAUUCUGGGCGAGUCCUGGGUUGUAGCUUUACCUCAUGAGAACGAGCAACAAGAUGAACAUCAGCCAUCUGAGCCUUCAAGCCCAACACCUCGACCAGCUAGAAGGAACCGCAACUAUGGAUCUGAGUCCUUGUCUACCUCCACUUCAUCCGCCUCGGGACCAGAACUAAUUAUGCCGUCAAUAUACGAAGCGCCUCUAUCAGAAGGAUCUUGGGUUGCGCCCACCGCUCGAUCCAAGCGGCCUCUUAGACGGAGGCCUCAAAAAUCGCCCAAGGAUUCGGCGCAAGAAGGGAAACAACAGUCUCCCUCGCCCAAACAAGAUGUCACGGCGGCAACGCGAACACAAAGAUCUCGCCAACCAAAAGCGACCCAGCCUCGCACAUGGAAAUUCGUGGAGUCACUCCUACGCACAAUUCUCAAUUGUGCGCUUAUCGCCGCCAUCGCUCACAUGCUCGUCCUUCCCGAAAUAGUCCAACAAUACCAAACGCUUUGUUCUUCGGAGAAAAUAGCAACUCUAUACCCAGCCAGUUGCAUCCCACCAUAUCCCCAGCCACAACACCCCCGCCACCAACCAGCCCCCCGGGACACCAUCACUAGUUCACAAUCGCGGCUCGAGACCCUGCUCAGCUCUACCCUGAACGAAACAGACCCUCUCACCAGCACACUAAAACAAAGUGAAUCCAAGCUGCGCGACAUCCACACCGAACUCAAGCAAGCCUACCCAGGCAGCAAACACGAACUAGACCUCGAGUUCACGGGAUGUCUUCAAGCCACCCGCAUCGCAGCCGGCAAAUUCGACUCGCUCCGAGCCGACAUCCGCUCAGCGGUAGAUAGUCUGAUCGCCAGCGGCGACAACAUUCAAACCUUGACUCAAGACGCGCGUCAUGCCACCCAAAUGGCCCGACGAGAACAAUACCUCGACCAGCUCACCACACGCAUGCAGUCCAAAGUCAGUUCCCUCUCCAACGACCUCGCCACGCUCGAUGACCAUCUCGAAUCAAUCGGGACCAUCGUAGCCCGCGAAUCAAAACAAUCAAAGCCAAGCUCUUCUAUUCAUGCGCCCGGGCCUAAUAAUCCAGGGCCCGAACCAGUACCACAAUCAGACCAGCCACCUCGUCUGCGCACCUUCGUUAACUCACUCUUGGGCGUCAACUUACCUGCCAUGCUCCGCCCAAUCACCGCGGAGCCGGAAAGCGCCGUCUCCAGCCCGGAUCCCUCACUAGCUGACCUUUUUCGAGAAGCGUCCACCAAUCAUCGCCCGGUCAUCCAGGUCGUCCGAAACCUAUCGAAUCAGCUUCAGAUACUGCAACAAAGAAGAAAUAUUGUUAUCUGA